Messenger RNA from Girardinichthys multiradiatus, 3316 nucleotides. RefSeq names its product heparan sulfate (glucosamine) 3-O-sulfotransferase 1-like 2 (gene hs3st1l2). Gene Ontology annotation, molecular function: [heparan sulfate]-glucosamine 3-sulfotransferase activity. The transcript has 3 exons. Bases 570 to 1511 code for a protein of 313 amino acids. Lineage: Eukaryota; Metazoa; Chordata; Actinopteri; Cyprinodontiformes; Goodeidae. The record is from RefSeq and is a predicted model, not a curated record.
AGUGUUUGGCUACAGUGGUAACAAACUCAGCCACCUCUUGACUAAGCUUUGGUUUUUUUGUGCUCCUUGUAAACUUUGUUUAUGCUCCCUCGCAGGUUAUUUAACCUGACCUUUUGGAUUACUGCUUCAGAAGACUCUGUGGCCUAAGGCUACCUACUAGAGUUUGCUUCCUGGAUUAUUGCCUUUGACUGGAUUUCGUUCUGGCUGGCAGCCAUCCUAAUUCCUUCGUUUCCCUGCAUCUGGACAUUAAGCAUAUGAUGUCCACCCUCCCACGUAAGCCAUCUCAAUUUGGAUUACCUCAUGGUUUUUUGGUCCACCUCAGAACAGCACCAGGAGGAAACAUCAAGACGAACACUGCUUCUAUGGACUUAAACCCCGAAUCCCUCAACCCCUGGCGACCUGACUACUUCAAACCAGUCAUGAAAUUGACGAGCGUCCUCCUGGGGCCCCCUACUGACUGAUAACAAGCACUGCGUGGGAGCUCAAUGAGUGUGUGCUCCUAACCAGCGCUCCACCUGUGUGUGUGUGUGUGGGUGUGUGUGUGUGUGUGUCUGUGUCUGUGUGGCACCAUGCUGUGGACAGUGCUGCUGGCGCUGCUUGUGCUUCUCCUGCUGCAGACUCAGCUCUCUGUUUGCUUAAGGGAUCUGCGCACCAGGGGGUCCAUUUCGCCUCUUCACUCUCCUGCUCCAUCUUCUUCCUCCCCCUCCUCCUCAUCAUCAUCCUCUUAUAAUGCUACCCAGCAGCGGCUGCCAGGAGCUAUUAUCAUUGGUGUACGGAAAGGCGGCACCAGAGCCCUGCUGGAGAUGCUCCACCUGCACCCAGACGUGGAGGUGGCGAAGGCUGAGGUCCAUUAUUUCAAUGUGGAGGAGCACUACCGCCAGGGUCUGGUCUGGUACCGAGCCCAGAUGCCCUUCACCCUCCCAGGGCAGCUGACGGUGGAAAAGACCCCCGGCUACUUUGCAUCUCCUCAGGUUCCAGCUCGAGUGUGGGACAUGAACCCCGCCGUCCGGUUGUUGCUCAUUGUCAGGGACCCAGCAGAGAGGCUGGUCUCUGACUACACCCAGGUCCUUCACAACCGCCUGACACAGCACAAGCCCUACCAGCCACUAGAGGAGCUCCUGCUCCACAAAGGCCACAUUAACCACGGGUACAAGGCACUGCAGAGGAGUUUGUACCAUCUGCAUCUGGCCCGCUGGCUGGAGGUUUUCCCCAGGGAGCAGAUUCAUGUGGUGGAUGGCGAUGCACUCAUUCGGGACCCCUUCCCAGAGCUGAGGAAGGCGGAAAGGUUUCUGGAUCUGCCACCUAGGAUAAACCCCAGCAAUUUUUACUUCAACAUCACCAAAGGCUUCUACUGUCUCUUGUCCGCUGGGCACGAUAAGUGCCUGGAUGAGUCUAAAGGCAGACCGCACGCUCCGCUAAGCACACAGGCCUUGCAGAAACUCUGUCGCUACUUCAGGAAGCCCAACAAACAUUUCUUUGAGAUGGUGGGGAGGUCUUUUUCCUGGUGCUGAUGCAGCAACUUCUGAGGGAAGCAAAACAAUCAGAGACAGAAGGAGAGGAAACCUGUGUGUUUCUGAUGGUAGAUGACUGAAACAUUAUAUCUUUUUUUUCUAGAUACCUUCUCAGGUGUAAACGUGGUCAAACAUUCUGCACCCACUAGGAAGCGGAACUGAAAAUGUGGUCGAAAAAACUUUAACCAAGUUGGUGCCUCCUCAGAAACGACGAAGCUACAACAACGGUGCCAUUGAAAAGUUUCCAAAAACUUAUUAGUUCUUAUGUGUGUGUUGUGACAGAAAAUGGACAAGAACUGAGCAGAUGGUUGCAAAGUUUGAUUGUUGCACUAUGACCAAAUUGCAUUAAAAGUCAGUCAGUGUAAAUACUCUCAGAACAGAAGCUUCUGCUGUGAUUUUAAACUGCUGUAAAAAGAUGUUAGUUUGUAAAACACUUCAAUUUUUCAUCAUGUUGUUAUUGUUCUGUUAGACUUAGUAAAGUUAAGUAAAGAUUGUGUCUUAUAAAAGUAUUCUUCCCUUUUCAACUUUCCCAUGUUUUGUCACGUUACAACCAUAAACUUGUGUAUUUUGUUAUGUGCUAUACAGAUACGUUUGUCAUUUGCACUGAAUGAAAAUUAUGGUUUUUUUUACAGAUUUUUACAAAUUUUAGAAACUAUGGCAUGGAUUUGUAUUUAGUGCCCUUUAUUCUAAUACACCUAAAUAAAAUCCAGUGCAAGUAAUACCUUUCAGAGGUUGCCUAAUUAGUAAACAGAGUUGAUAUGUGUGUAAUUUAACAUCCAAAUAAAUACAUAUGAGAACAUUAGAGAACAAACAGAAUCCUGAAGACUAGUAGACACACCAAACAGGUCAGGGAUAAAGUUCUGGAGAAGUUAAAAGCAGGUUUAAGUUAGUAAUUACAUCCCUACAAAGACAUGGCUGUCCAUCUGAACGGACAGGCAGGGCCAUCAGAGAAGUAAGAAGCACAUUGUAACUCUGGAGGAGCUGCAGAGAUCCACAGCUCAGAUAGGAGAACCUGUUGUAAGUCAUGCACUCCAAAAAUCUGGCCUUUAUGGAAAAGUCUUAACGACAACAACCACUGAGUUCCUGUUUGCUGUUUGGCACAAGUUGGGACAAAGCAAAGCUAUAGAUGAAGGUGUUUUGAUCAUAUCUGGCAGAAAACUCAAACUGCACAUCAACCUGAACACACCAUCCUCACAGGGAAACAUGGUGGCGGUAGCAUCAUGCUGUUGGGGAAGCUUUACUUGGGACAGAGAAGGUAUUCAGAGUUGAUGUGAAGAUAGAGGGAACUGUCCGAGGCUUAAAAAGACCUCAAACUGGGGCGGAGGUUAACCUUCCAGCAUGGCCCUACCAUAAACCAGCCAGAGCUACAGUGGAAGGGUUUAGAUCAAGACGGUCUCCAUGUAUUUGAAAAGAAUAAUGGGAGAAAACUUCAGUCUUUAGAGUUAAAAGCUGGUAGAGAUUUACCGUAAUAGUUUUGCAGCUGUAAAAGCAACAAGUUAUUUCAAUCAAACAGUGUCACUGGAUUCAAACCACAUAUUUCAGAAAGUCAUGAAUACUUUUCUUUCCACUUCAGAGUGCACCAGUUUAAACUGGUCUAUCACAUGAAAUCUCAAUGAAACACAUUGACGUUUGUGGUUAUAACAUGACAUGAAAACUGUGACAAAGGGGUAUAAAUACUUUUGCACAGCAGUGUACAUAUAUUUCCAACCUUUUGAAAAUGGCACAUUUUCAUUUUCUUUAUACGUGAAGCCCAAUACGGUGUUAUUGUUAUAUUAACGUGUCCUAAUAAAUGCAUUCUGACUUUC